GACGGCAAAACGACGACAGCAAUCGCACUGAUGGUUACGUUGUUUGACGAGGACGAAUGCCUGCUCGUGUCCUCCCCGGACCUGUGGCAGUUCAUCGAGGCGCGCACGGUGAGCGCCAUCUUGUUGGACGACAUCUUCGGCAGCGGCUCUCUGGACGAGACGCUCCUACAGAAGUGGGAGUCCAAGUUUGAUGAGAUCUACGACUGUAGCCUCGACACCCCCGAGCGACCAGGCGUCCGUAUCAUCAUCACUAUCCGACAACACAUCCUAGACCAGUGCUACUCCAGACUCGCCAAGUACAAACUGUUCGCCAAAGAGAAGAUUGUUGAAUGCACCUCCUCAGAAUUGUCAUUCAACGAGAAGCGAGCCAUGCUGGGAAAACAUCUACUCGACGAGGAGAUGGCGGUUUCGAAAACGGAAAUAGAAAAAGGUGCCAAGGCCCACAACUCUAAACUCGGGUUUCCCGAGUGCUGUGCCUUGUUCGUGAGUCGGGAGUCGUUCAUGAACAUCGGGUCGCAGUUCUUCGAGAGGCCAAUCGAGCUGCUGUUCGAGACGCUAGACCGGAUGUACGACGGCGACAAGUACGGCUACCUCGCCCUCGUGCUUCUCAUGCUUCAGAAGGACGGCAUACUGUUCGUCAACAAACUCGAGGGAUCCUCAGAUGAAAAAUUUCAGAACAAAGUAGCCGAUCUCGCUUUCUUGUGCAAGGUCCCGAAUACGGAUCAUCUGAACAAGUUUAUACUGGAUGCCCUCAAGAACACGGUGAAGUGUUUCGUGGACUACUACUCAGACCGGAAGUGCUAUACGUUCGCGCACGAAAGCAUCAUGGAAUCCAUCAUGGCUUCGUUCGGGGAGCGACAUCCACAGGAAGUGCUGGAAGGCUGCGCUCUGCCAUUCCUGAUGGAUUUCGUUGGGACCGACGAGAACUUCGAAGAACGCCCUGACGAAAUCUUCAUGAUGCGAGUGAAGAGGGAAAACUUCCUCGUCCUUGCACAGGUAUUUGAACACUACAUCCUCAAUAACGAGGUGAAGCGCAUCUCCCAGCACAGGGCCAUGAAGGAUGUCCGCUUCAUCGAGUUCUUCUUCGAGUACAUUCAGCAGAAACCAGACUGCGUCCGCAUCGUUCUCAGCGAGGACAAGAAUUUCACUGACGGUGACAGCAAACGCAAGGUCGGGCUGCUGUACGGGGCCAUUGACCAGGAAGUGCCGAACAUGGAACUAGUGUCGGCCAUCAUGAAAACAGGAAUUCACCUGAAGAAGCCCACCAAGGAGAAGUGGUGCCGCUCCGAGCUGGAGGCGGCUCUGUGCAUGGCGGUGAGGCGCGGCAGCUACGAGAUCUACAAGCUUCUCGUCGGGGCCGGGCUGGAACUUCCGGACAGCCUACUAGAGGAGGAACAGUAUCUCGUAUCCGUUGACAUCAUCAGGGACGUGCUGGGUCGGCGGUACUGGAGCGACGAGCAAAAGGACGUGGCGGUGGUGAAGGCGUCACGUGGUACCCGGCCGGAGAGCCACGAGAUUGUCACGCUUCUGUUGCAGGACUCCGCCUCCCCGAACUCCAUCAGAGCCGGAAGUACCGCCCUCUGUGAGGCCGUCAAGUCAGGCAAGCUGAGAAACGUGCUGCUGCUUCUGACGAGCGGAUCCAGCGUCGAUGACAGGGACGCCACACAACAGACGCCGCUUCACCACGCGUGUGACUGGAACAACAUCGAGGUUGUGAAGCUGCUUCUAAAGAGGAACGCCGACGUUAACGCCAAAGACACGCUUGGUUUCACGCCGUUCCUCGUGGCGGCCGGCUGGGGCCGCGAGACAAUCAUGGACCUGCUUCUCACGAAACGAGUGGACGUCCUUGCGCUGGACGACCAAGAAAACAACGUGCUCCACAUCUGCGCAGCAAAUGGCCAAACGAAAAUCAUGAAAACGCUGAUGACAAAGUUCUCAAAGGAAAUGGACUCCCUUCUGAUAGCCCGCAAUCGCCACGGGUGGACGCCGCUUGACUUCGCGUUGCGGUGCGGCCAUCUGGGCGUCACGAAACUUCUUAUCUACACAAUUCUUAAGAAAGCCGACCUGAAGGCACCAGAUCCCAAGUCGCAGCCGCCGCGCACGUUCGUGCACACGCGCUUCUUUGUGGUGAAGUUGGACGAUUUCAACGUUGACGAGAAGUUCCAGUACCGCUUCCUGAGCGAGGAGGUGGGCCGGACGUGUUUCCAGAUGCCGCGCUGCAACUGGUUCAUUCAGGCCGGAAACCGUGAUGAGUACGAAGAGGUCAGGACGUUCGCCAUCAAAUACGAGAACAAACUGAGGCAGUGCCUGGCGAAAUCAUAAAUUAUGUGCUAUCAAAUAAACUAAGACAAUGCCUGGCGAUUUUUUUAAAAUAUUUGCUAUCAAACAAAUUAAGGCAGUGCCUGGCAAAAUCAUAAAAUAUUUGCUGUCAAAUCAACUGAGUCAGUGCUUGGCAGAAUCAUAAACUAUUUGCUAUCAGACAAACUGAGGCAGUGUCUGCGAAAUUAUAAAAUAUUUGCUAUCAAAUAAAAUGAGGCAGUGCCUAGCGAAAUCAUAAAGAUUUGCUAUCAAACAAACUGAGGCAGCGCUUGACGAAGUAAUAACAUAUUCGCUAUCAAACAAACUGAGGCAGUGCCUGGCGAAAUAAUAAAAUAUUUGCUAUCAAACAAAUUGAGACAGUGCCUGGCGAAAUAAUAACAUAUUUGCUAUCAAAUAAACCGAGGCAGUGACUGGCGAAAUAAUAAAAUAUUUGUUAUCAAAUAAAAUGAGGCAGUGACUGGCGAAUAAUAAAAUAUUUGCUGUCAAAUAAAUUGAGGCAGUGCCUUGCGAAAUAAUAAAAUAUUUGCUAUCAAACAAACUGAGGCAAUGCCUUGCGAAAUAAUAAAAUAUUUGCUGUCAAACAAACCGAGUCAGUGCCUGGCGAAAUAAUAAAAUAUUUGCUAUCAAACAAACCGAGUCAGUGCCUGGCGAAAUCAUAAAAUAUUUGCUAUCAAAUAAACCGAGUCAGCGCCUGGCGAAAUCAUAAAAUAUUUGCUAUCAAACAAACCGAGUCAGUGCCUGGCGAAAUCAUAAAAUAUUUGCUAUCAAACAAACCGAGUCAGUGCCUGGCGAAAUCCUAAAGUAUUUGCUAUCAAACAAACCAAGUCAGUGCCUUGCGAAAUCAUAAAAUAUUUGCUAUCAAACAAACUGAGUCAGUGCCUGGAUAAAUCACAGCCAUCAAGAACGAGAACAAACUGAGACAUAGCCUUGCGAGAUUGUAGAAUGUUUACUAUCCAAACACCUUGUGACAACUCUUUGCAAAAUAAUUGAAUAUAUAAUGUUAAAACAAUAUGUAACAGUUCUUUGCAAAAUCAUUGAAUAUUUAAUGUUAAAAUAAUAUGUGACAGUGCUUUGCAAAAUCAUUGAAUAUU
Molecule: messenger RNA, 3410 nt
Organism: Dreissena polymorpha
Lineage: Eukaryota; Metazoa; Mollusca; Bivalvia; Myida; Dreissenidae
Exons: 13
Coding region: 31-2322 (763 amino acids)
Molecular function (GO): protein binding
Source: RefSeq, a predicted model, not a curated record